Messenger RNA from Trypanosoma rangeli, 1260 nucleotides. Its product is annotated as phosphoglycerate kinase. The record is from RefSeq and is a predicted model, not a curated record. Gene Ontology annotation, cellular component: cytosol. The coding region runs from base 1 to 1260 and encodes 419 amino acids. The transcript has a single exon. NCBI's taxonomy places the organism in Eukaryota, Euglenozoa, Kinetoplastea, Trypanosomatida, Trypanosomatidae. Gene Ontology annotation, molecular function: ATP binding; ADP binding; phosphoglycerate kinase activity. Gene Ontology annotation, biological process: gluconeogenesis; glycolytic process.
AUGACACUGAAGGAGAAGAAGAACAUUGAUCAUUUCGAUUUGAAGGACAAGAAGGUCCUCCUCCGUGUGGACUUCAACGUUCCCGUGAGGGAUGGGAGGAUCACGAACGACCACCGCAUCCGCUCCGCACUGCCGACGAUUCAGAAGGUGCUGCAUUCUGGCGGCAGCUGCGUGCUGAUGAGCCAUUUUGGCCGGCCAAAGGGCACGCCGAUGAGUGCUGCUGCUGCUUGCGUCGACGGCAACGUGCCUGGAUACGAGGCGGGAGCGACGCUGAAGCCUGUGGCAGAACGCCUCCAAGAACUUCUUGAUCUCCCGGUGACGUUUGCGCCGGAUUGCCUGAACGCGGCAUCUAUUGUGGAGAAGCUUCAGCCUGGCGGCGUUGUGCUGCUGGAGAACGUGCGCUUCUACCAUGAGGAGGGAAGUAAGAAGGAGGAGGAGCGUCACGCCAUGGCGAGGGUUCUGGCGUCGUACGGCGAUGUUUUUGUCAGUGACGCGUUUGGCACUGCCCACCGUGACAGUGCGACAAUGACGGGUAUUCCCAAGGUGCUUGGUUGCGGUGCCGCGGGCUACCUGAUGGACAAGGAGAUCUCCUACUUUGCGAAGGUGCUGGGUAGCCCGGCGCGGCCGUUUGUGGCGAUUGUGGGCGGUGCAAAGGUGAGCGACAAGAUCCUUCUGCUGGACAACAUGCUGCAGCGCAUUGACUACCUGCUUAUCGGUGGCGCGAUGGCGUACACGUUUCUGAAGGCGCAGGGCCACACGAUUGGGAGCUCGAUGUGCGAGGAGGACAAGCUGGAGCUUGCACGCUCGCUGUUGAAGAAGGCGGAGGAUCGCAAGGUGACGCUGAUGCUACCCGUGGACCACGUGUGCCACACGGAGUUCAAGGCUGUAGAGUCGCCUUUGGUCACGGAGGGGGUGGACAUUCCUGACGGCUACAUGGCGUUGGAUAUCGGCCCCAAGACGAUUGAGAAGUACGUUGAGGUUGUACGGAAAUGCAAGAGCGCGAUCUGGAAUGGCCCGAUGGGUGUUUUUGAGAUGGAGCCGUACUCGAAAGGCACCUUUGCGAUCGCGAAGGCGAUGGGCGAAAGCACGCAGGAACUGGGGCUGAUGAGCAUUAUUGGCGGCGGUGACAGCGCGAGUGCGGCGGAGCUGAGUGGCGAGGCCCCACGCAUGUCGCACGUGUCGACCGGUGGUGGGGCGUCGCUGGAGCUGCUGGAAGGCAAAGUCCUCCCCGGUAUCGCCGUGCUGGACGACAAGGAGUAG